Molecule: messenger RNA, 2093 nt
Organism: Trichobilharzia regenti
Lineage: Eukaryota; Metazoa; Platyhelminthes; Trematoda; Strigeidida; Schistosomatidae
Source: the annotation of a GenBank genome assembly
GAUUAUGUGUUAGUUGUCGCUCGUAGAUUUGCAGAUUGUAACCUUUCUAGUUGUUUUACUUUUUGAGUGAAAUGAUUUCUGGAGAGAAACAGAAUUCGUUGUAGCUUAUAGUUGAUGGGAUUGAGUCAUAAGCCACAAUCACUGUGUGAAUUAGUAAUGGCAGCUGCCCAUGGUGUGAAAACGGGUAGAAACGGAAUCUCCAUAGUUCCUACAAACUUCGGUGGUUCAGAUUUACUGUCCCACCUUAUAAUCCACCCGGUUUCCUGACAUAUAUGCUCAAGCUGGGUGUACGUAAGGGUACUUGAACCUUAAGGAAUUCCAGCACCCAGUGGAGGUAUAGCUGUUUUUUAUGUGACUUCUACUCGGCACUGGUAUUCUCGCAUAGCACACAUGUUUAUUGAACUCGACUAUGCAGCAUAUAUGCCCACGUCCUUACCCACAAACCCCAGGCCCAGAAAAAGAUUCUUCGAUAUAACUCAUGUUGCAGCCGAAAACAUCCCACUUUUCCCAAUUUCGGACGGAAAACUGCCUACAGUUUCACCCACAUAACCCAGGUCCGGAAAAAUUCUUUCGUGAAGUAAAUAUCGACAAAUGAAGAUUCCACUGCAGACGUAUUUCUGUUGGAGUUAAAACCUUAUCCUUUUUGAGAAGUGGAUUCACCGUGCUGAAUGAAAGUCACUUAUAACUGCCUCAACCCGAAGAGCGUGUAUUGCAUACUGAUAUGGGCUUGUUAAAUAGCACCAUUAAAUCUGAGAGUCUCCAAUGUCUGUUCGAUGAAUCUGAACGAAGAAUCAAAACAGAUUUCCACUGUGGUCCAUUCAGAUCCAUAUUCGUCUUUUUCCAGUCCAUACAUGACCCAUCUUUUAACCAAAGGAGAUUAAUUUUCCGCCACUCUGUUCGUCUGUUAAAUCACAAUUUCGAAGAAAUUCGUGAAGGUUUUAUUACAGUUAGGACCUAUGAUAUCAGGUUUCACUAUGUGCACAAGAACCGAAAUGUUGUUCUGUCUUGGCCACUUCAUGGUUUGCGUUGGUAUGGGAGUAACAAAUAUUUAUUUGUGUUCAAGUCUGGUCGUCGAUGUCAGCUUGGUCCAGCUCUAUUUAUGUUUAAGUGUAAACGGCCUCAAAAGCUUGUUGACCAAGUUGAAAAGCAAAUAAAUUUGUUAUCGUGCCUUCACUCCAGCCUACAGUCUCUUGGCGAACCUUCGGAUCAUAUUCAAGAGUUAUAUACAGAUUUGGAAACCACGAACUCACUACCAAGGUCAUCAGUUACGAGGAACGCAUGCUCUUUACAGUCUUCAAGUGGGGAUGCGGGAGAAUCUCGUCAACUGAACUUUGAUCUGCUGUCAUCUCUAGUGUUUACCAGCGGUUCCGAUGGUUAUCUUAUACCUCAUAAUAUAUCUGAACGGCAUUCUCCCGACUCUGCUUCCGGUAUAGGGGCGUCUAACUCUCCUAUGGAGCCAGUCUUACCAACGUCGGUGGAUUUACAACUCAUGAACGACAAUUAUCUCCAAGUGGUUUCUGCUUUUGACAUACCAUCUAGUAGUGUUGAAAGUCCAAAUGGUUCUCAAUUCGGCCAAUAUGUUGUUUUGGCAACCCAUCCGCAUAACAUUUCAACCGAUUCUACAACAAAUCUCCACUUUCCAACUGCAAUACGUGUAAAUAAUGAAUAUGUUGAAGAUUUGGUUUAGCAACAAUAUUGAGAACAAGCGCCUUCUUAUUUGUUUUGAAUUUUAAUUAUUUUUAUAAUGAAUUAUUACUGCUGUUUAUAUGAGAUAUUUUUCAAAGCUAUAUACAUGUAUCAUGGGCUGUUUACUGAUAAUAUAUUCUUUGUUAACUUCAGUUUAAAGUGUCGCUCUACCAUACCGGUAAUCAAACAAUAAAUUAUUACUAUUUAACUGAUUUCCAUUCGUAAUAAAAUUUGUUUUGAGUUCGUCUCCCAAAAAUCAAACGUCUCUGUAUUCAUACAUUGCUCACCAACGAAUGACUUGUUUCAAAAUGUAUUUCUUGAAGUUUUAGUGAGAAAACAUAACUGUUGAGGACACCAAGUUAUAUGUGUGGAUAGAUACACGCUGACCACGUUUGAUUAGGUCUGAC